Molecule: messenger RNA, 1425 nt
Organism: Fusarium pseudograminearum CS3096
Lineage: Eukaryota; Fungi; Ascomycota; Sordariomycetes; Hypocreales; Nectriaceae
Exons: 1
Coding region: 1-1425 (474 amino acids)
Biological process (GO): ribosomal small subunit biogenesis; maturation of SSU-rRNA
Cellular component (GO): preribosome, small subunit precursor
Molecular function (GO): RNA endonuclease activity
Source: RefSeq, a predicted model, not a curated record
AUGGCUUCAGACGCACCCGCCCUCAAGCCUAUUCACAGCCUUGUCCUCGACACAGGCCCUCUCAUCAAGAACGACCCUCCUGCGAAUACCCUCCGCGCCAAAGCCGAACACCUCUACACCCUCCCCGUCAUCAUUUCCGAAAUCCGAGAUGCCGCCACUCGAUCGAGAGUAGAGACGACUCUUCUCCCCUUUGUCACCCUUCGAUCGCCCACAACCGCAAGUGUCAAGGUCAUUCGGGAUUUUGCGCGCAGAACUGGUGAUCUGGCAGUUCUCAGCAAGCCCGAUAUUGAUGUUUUGGCUUUGGGGUAUGAGCUUGAGUGCGAGAGGAAUGGAGGAGAUUGGAGAUUGAGGAAUACUCCUGGUCAAAAGGGUCUGAAUGGGAAACCACCAAAGCCUGCCGAUAAGGAGGAGUCUCUAGAGAAUGCUGCCGAUAAGUUGACCAUUGAGCCUGUCGCAGAGUCUACUGGGGAGUCUGUCGAGCCUGCCGUCGAGUCUGAGCCCGUAGCAGAAUCUGGAGCCGAAAAGACAGAGACCAAGGAUACAGAGGCUACCGCAGAGACUACACAAACUGCAGAGACCACAGAGGCUACACAGGCGGCGGAGACCACACAGACUACAGAGACAGAGGCCCCCAAGGAACCCAUCACAGAGUCCGCAGAGACGACAGAACCCGUCAAAGAGUCCGCAGACACCGAGUCACCCCAAGUUCCCGGCGAAAAGGUCGAUGAGACCAUCGAAGCCGUCGAGGAAGCCUCUGAAGGCGAAGUCUCCGACGCCUCCGACGACGAGGGCGGCUGGAUCACCCCCUCCAACCUCAAGAAACACCAAGCAGCAACCCCCGGCGCUACCGGUCCUUCAGCCCCCGUCCAAAAGACCCUACAAGCGGCAGUUCUCACCUCCGAUUACGCCAUGCAAAACGUCGCUCUGCGAAUGAACCUAAACCUCGUCGCUCCCUCGCUCGCACGAAUCACACACCUCAAGAACUGGGUUCUACGCUGCCACGGCUGCUUCAAGAUCACAAAGGAGAUGGACAAGCAGUUCUGCCCUACAUGCGGACAACCCACGCUUAUGCGAACGAGUUGCUCAACCGACGAGUACGGAAACUUCAAGGUUCAUCUCAAGAGGAAUUUCCAGUGGAACAACCGCGGCAACGUCUACAGUGUUCCCAAGCCAGUCCACGGAUCCUCCAACGGACGUCUCGCCAAGAAUGCAGGUGGACAGAACAACUGGGGCACGAAUCUCAUUUUCGCAGAGGAUCAGAAGGAAUUCACAAGGGCGGCGACGGAGCAACAAAGGCAGAGAAAGAAGGACAUCAUGGAUCAAGAUUACCUUCCUGAUAUACUAACAGGGCAUCGAUCUGGCGGCGGCGGUGGAAAGAUUCGCGUGGGCGCAGGACGAAAUGUAAACUCCAAAAAGAAGCACUAG